AUACCGUGAAGCGCACGCAAAGCAGAGUUGUGGAAAAAUAACACAAUUUUCCCGUGUUUGAAUCUCGCAUCGUCAGCAUGUCGGGCUUGUACAAGUGUCCAUUUGAUCCCUUACAUCAAAUUUCGGCAAAUUCAUUCGCCAAACAUCUCACGAAAUGCCAAAGACAACAUCCGGAUGUGAAGUACGCAAGGUGUCCGUUGAAUUCGUUUCACUUGAUGAAACCGGAGGAACUAAACGAACACGUGCGAACUUGCCCAAGUCGUGCACAGUUCGACGCCUACAAAUACAGUGUGUCGGUGGCGUCGUCCGCGCCCGUGGACGAAAUUAUCAUCAACACCGGCAACAAACCGGGAGCCUCAUCAUUUGCAUCAGCAUCAGCAAGUUCGCUCCAAGAUGAUGAUGAAUGCUGGGACGAUUCCAACUACGUGGCCUACAAUCCGCUGGAAAAAUGCAAACAGAGAAAAGAGCAGCACAAAAGCUUCAUCACUCCCUGUGCCAACAAGUUUGUCGUUCCAAACGCCAGUAUCUCCAUGAUCAAGCAAGAAUUCCAAAACGAUGAUGCGCAGGAGCGGCAAGCAGUGAAGGAGGAAGCCCUAUCGGAAGGUACUAAAAGCCCAGAUAGAUCUUCCGAAACAGAACCCGCCGUUCAAGAAGAGCAUGGCGAAAUGACAUCGCAGUAUUCGGAGCGUCAACCUGCUUUUGGAGGAAGGACUGACGACCGAAGACCGUAUAGAUCGUCAGCUAACAGCUACAAUGAUUUUGAGAGACGUAACGAAGAUUAUGCAUCGCAUCGUGGGCCGUCAGAUGUUCCGUCUUAUAGCAAUUCAACCUAUGGCGAUACGUACAUGGGAAGAUACGAUCGCAAUCGCCAUACUAGUCGCCGAUCGUAUGAAGAUGACCGGCAGAAGUAUAAGCCUUACCACAAUCCUUACAGUAGAAAUUCCAAGACGUCGAAAGAUCAAGAAGAUCGUUACCAAUCCAGCAGAAAUUUUAGAGCUGACAGAGGCAACAGAUAAGACUACAAAACAUGAUCAAACGAAAAUUUUACACUAAAAUUUUUUUGUGCUAUUAUAGCAAUUUAUUAUUGACAUGAGUUCUAUCGUUGCUAGUUCAACUUAUCAAAGAUAUUUGCAAGAGCGCAGAGGAGCGUAUUCCAAAUUUUUAAUAAAGUUAUC
Messenger RNA from Anopheles coustani, 1175 nucleotides. RefSeq lists its product as uncharacterized. The record is from RefSeq and is a predicted model, not a curated record. NCBI's taxonomy places the organism in Eukaryota, Metazoa, Arthropoda, Insecta, Diptera, Culicidae. Bases 78 to 1016 code for a protein of 312 amino acids. The transcript has a single exon.